AUGGCACGCACAGAAACCACAGUCUCACGCGAGCGCAUCACAGUAAUCCGCCGCUACCCCUGGCCCGAAAACCUCCUAAACUGGUGGACAAUCGUCAUGCUAGCCACCGGCGGUCUCCUCACCGGCGUCUUUGGCGACUUUAUGAGUAUACAAAAUAGAAUGGGGUUGGGUACGCCAUGGCUUUUUCCCUAUGCCGUUACCGUGGGCUCAUUGACUCUGUUUUUUGUCAUUCUUAUGAUCAUCUUGCUGGCGCAGAAGAAGUUGCAGCCGGCGUGGGUGUUGCUGGGGAGUUUUAUCUUGAUUGCGCUGUUUCUUGCUGGAUUGAUUGAGACGGCUAUUCAGCUUUUUGGAAAUGUGCGUUUCUCCCUAUUCUCUCUUCUUGUCUUUUCUCUGCUAACACAGACCACANNGGGCAACGUAAGCACCUACUGCAACCGCUACGUCAAUAACAACAACAUCCGCGGCGUCAGCAUCGACACACUGGCCUGGCUGGAGCAAAACUCCAUCUGCUCGCAGUGGGAUGCGGCAUUUGCUUUCUGGAUCAUUGGGCUCGUGUUUUUGAUCUGGAUGAUGAUUAUGGCUGCUCAGGUGAAUAACAAGCGUGGUUUUUAUGAGUGA
Messenger RNA from Aureobasidium vineae, 618 nucleotides. The record is from the annotation of a GenBank genome assembly. Lineage: Eukaryota; Fungi; Ascomycota; Dothideomycetes; Dothideales; Saccotheciaceae.